Messenger RNA from Drosophila kikkawai, 957 nucleotides. NCBI's taxonomy places the organism in Eukaryota, Metazoa, Arthropoda, Insecta, Diptera, Drosophilidae. The record is from RefSeq and is a predicted model, not a curated record.
AUGCGGGCGAUCUGGCUCUCUUUUUUCCCCUUGUUCUCGGCUCAGUCGCUUUAUGCAGGCCGCUGGCAACGCAUCAAAUCGAUCGGGUGGUGCUUUCCAGUGCGAUCCAGUAACAAUCCGAUUGACCCACUCCGUAGAUCAGUCAUGGACUCCAGCCACAUAGCCGUGCGAAUGGCCUCGCGACGCAGCCCCUCGCCGGACGCCGAUGACGACUCCGUCUCCAAGACCUCUUAUGGCAGCUUCAGCUCCAUCGAGGAUAUCAAUGUCCAGAUCCACGAGGAGUGCGAUGUCAGCGAAACCACUCCGCUGCUGGCAGCCACCAUCUCGUCCUCCUCCUCCUCCUCCACCAGCUCAAGUCUGACAAAAGACUGCCUCAAUUGGCGAUCCGUGGGACUGCUGCUCAUGUGUGCCUCCUCCCUGGGAUUGGCCGUGUAUUUGCUCUGGCGACAAACUCAAGUGCCGGACUUUGGCUAUCGGCUCAGUCUCAUCGAGCAUGAUAUAUGGUCGGAUAUGGAUCUGAAAAACCGCGGAACUCUGCUGGAUCCCCGAAGAGUUGCCACCGUAUUCUUUACCCACACGGCCAGCGACGGAUGCCUGGAAGAUUGCCCACAACUGCUGCAAAGGUUGCAGCAAUCCCGUGAAGAAGAGCUGCCUUAUAACUUUCUGAUCACGGGCGACUGUCAGACAUUCGAGGCACGAGGAUGGGGUUACGAGAGCAGUUACCCAGGAGAUCUGCCACAGAAUAGCUCCCUGGUGAUGGCCUUUGUGGGCGACUUUAGUCGCAGGCCACCCAGCAACUGCCAGUUAAGAACGGCCCAGGCCUUGAUCCUGGAAUCCUUGAAGCGACGGAGACUACAGGCCGACUAUCAGCUCUAUGUGCUUGAUACCAAUGCUGAAGCAGUGCAGCGGGAGCUAGAGCACUGGCCGCGCUAUGCGGGACGCCGGAGAACCAAGUGA